AUGUUCCUGGCGAAAUCAAUGCAGGUGAAGGUGGUGCUGCGAGCUGACGUCAGCAGAGGGACGUACGGGAAGGUGGCAAUCAUUUCGGGCGGCGGGAGCGGGCACGAGCCAGCACACGCAGGGUUCGUGGGGAAGGGCAUGCUCACUGCCGCGGUGUGUGGGGAUGUCUUCGCCUCGCCUUCAGUCAACGCUGUCCUCAUGGUAUGCCCCAUUUCAACUUCCAGAAAAAUGGCCAUUCGGGCAGUGACUGGGCUUGCUGGCUGCCUCUUGAUCGUCAAGAGCUACACAGGCGAUCGGCUCAACUUCGGGUUAGCAGCAGAGCAGGCCAAGGAGGAGGGCUUCAAAGUCGACGUGGCAGGAGCAGCCGCAGAGGAGGGCAAGUCACUCGCUGACGUGGCAGCAGAGGCUCGCCAGGUGGCAGGGCCCUUUCUUUUCUUUUCUCCCUGCGUCGGCUUUGCUCAGACUUUGUCACCAUACCACCCCCAAUCCCCUCCCCCCCUCCUUCCCCUCCCCCCCCUCCCUCCCGCUCCUCCUUGCACUGCUGACUUCGCCCAUACCACAGGGCUGGUGGGCACCAUGGGGGUGGGUCUCUCCGUGUGCACCGUGCCGGGGGGCUUCCCCUCCGAUCGGCUCCCGGCCACCAAGAUGGAGCUGGGGCUGGGCAUUGUGAGUGGGUUGGGCAUGGGGAGCAGCGGUGGUGGACUGGACAUGCAGCCGGUGGACGUGAUGGGUUACCACUCUGUGAUUACAUGUACAUUCAUCCUUCCCCACCUUGCCAUCCCCCACCCACCCAUGCAGCACGGGGAGCCAGGAGCAGCAGUGGUGGACAUGCAGCCGGUGCAUGUGCCGGGUCACCCCUCUGUGAUUAUGUGCCUGUGUGAUUGUGCCAUCCCUCACCCACCCACCCCUCCAUGCAUGCGUGCAGCACGGGGAGCCAGGAGCAGCAGUGGUGGACAUGCAGCCGGACACAGGCUACAUGCCUCUCGAGCUUGGGAGCAGGGUAGCGCCCCGUCCUUGUCACUCCUGUUUCUCCCAUUCCCUCCCCUCACCUUUUGCUCUCAGGAGACGGGCUACAUGCCUCUCAAGCUCGGCAGCAGAGUAGCUCUCAUGGUGAACAGCCUGGGCGCAACACCAGCCAUGGAGGUUAUGAUUGCGGCAGGCAAGGCUGUAGCACAGCCACUCCCCCCCUCCCCUUCCCCCCCUUUCCCCUACCAUCCUCUCCCCCCUCUCCAUUCCCCCAGCCUGGGCACAACACCAGCCAUGGAGGUCAUGAGUGCGGCUGGCAAGGCUGUGGCGCAGCCACUCCCCCUUUUCCCCAUCCGAGACCUGGGCGCAACACCAGCCAUGGAGGUUAUGAUUGCGGCAGGCAAGGCUGUAGCGCAACUACAGGUGAGGAUGAUGCAAAUAGUGCCGCAACAGCUACCACCACUCACUCGCUCUGUCUGUGACUCUCUCUGUCCGCGUCUGCAUAGCAUCUCUCUGCACUCCUCUUCACCGCUACUCACGCCCAUGUACACAUCUCAACUGCUCUGCACCCCUCUGCAUCCCUCUGCACGCCUCUCUGCUUGCCCCCGUGUGCACCAUGGCAGGUGGAGCAUGGGCUGGCAGUGGAGCGAGUGUAUGCAGGCCACUUACUCUGUCUGUGUCUCUCUGCACCCCGCUGCACCCCUCUGCACCACUGUGUACACCAUGGCAUGGCAGGUGGAGCAUGGGCUGGCAGUGGAGCGAGUGUAUGCGGGCCAUUUCAUGACUUCCCUCGACAUGUCAGCGCCCUCCUCUCAUGGCCCUCCACUACCCUCCCCCUCACAAACGCGCUGA
Messenger RNA from Closterium sp. Naga37s-1, 1818 nucleotides. The record is from the annotation of a GenBank genome assembly. NCBI's taxonomy places the organism in Eukaryota, Viridiplantae, Streptophyta, Zygnematophyceae, Desmidiales, Closteriaceae.